AUGCUCCUCAACCCCAGGGCCUACAAGAAGCAAUUACAAAAGAAUGGUAAGGACCCAGAUAUCCUUUCGUGCUUGUCAGGGUUGCAACAAGAUCACUGCACUGGCCCCGAUUCCCAAAAUGCACCCCAUACUCUCCACUCGUCGUACAGACGAUCCCCCACCCCUCCCGAGGAUCCUGAAGGCUCCGAUUCAGAAGGCUUACUUGCCACCACAGUAGGCCAGCAGGGAACAAAUAGCCAGCAGCGCGAUAUCGCCCCAUCUAUGACACCGCAAGGCACGGCCGUCGCAGACCGUCUACUUAGCCCGCAGCGUCCGUCCUCCCAUCGUGCAAGCCGAUCGCGGGCGCAGUAUCCUUCAUCGGCUGGGUCGACGAAUACAAGCACAUCCCCUCAAUCCUCGACGCACGUCACCCCGGAAAUCGAUGUGCAGUUUACAAAUACCUCUGGCGUGGACGAUUGCGACGGGAAACGGAGCGCGCGUUUCGUUGAACUCAGCAACGAUGCCGACUUGAGGCCUGGAAGCCUAAUCGAAAAUAUGUAUGGGGUAGAACGCCGAGCGGGUAAUCCGUACAAGCGAGUGAAAACAGAGCAAGAGAAAAUUGAGAAAGCGAAAAGAGGAUUUACUGUGGGGAACAGCGAACUUGGAGAAUAUAUGAGGAAGGAUGACGGAGGGACUGGGAUUUCCACUGCGAUUACUCCAGAUAUUGUUGAUCUGACCAUUGAUGCAUCGGGAAGCAACGAUGAUGACGACCUUCAAGUGACGGGCUCCAAUAACCUCAGCGUACAGAGAGUAUGUUAUGGAAAGUUGGAAAAUGCCACAAUUCAGGCGUCUUUGAUUCCUAUGCCAGCGCCGCAAACAAUCCUUGGGGACAUAGCGCACUGGCCCUCGAUGAAGCUUGGAGUUCAUCGGCAAGCGGGCCAAACCAACAACCGCAUUGAGGUCUCCGAUCCGAACGGGAAAGUCUUCGGUGUCGUCGAUUCCAGAACCGCCGCGGUGAUAGUUCCCCUCCUGGAUUCUCCAGCUCUUAAGGUUGAGAUUGCGGCGCGUCUGGAUGUGCGAAAGAAACUACCAAACGAAGUGCCGUGGACCCCUUGCUCGUCUAUUUUCCGAGCUUCGAUAAAUCUUUACGGCCUCCGUCAAGAUGCGGAAAAGGUGGGCAACUACCUUGGCCAGAAUAAUGUCUGGCUUGCCACCCCGUUCUCUGUUGAACAAGGAGUUCCUGUCUUUAAUCCUCAUGCCGAGAGAAGGCGCUUGCAACCGUCAUAUGCGCCGACAGGGUCACAACGAAACCGGUCGGGCGUGAACUAUGAAGUAAGGUCCGCUGAAGAAGUGACCGAUGCAGUUAUGAAAAUGUUCGAUCAGCUCCAAAGUGCAGACAACCUCCCUGAAAUGGACCCCCCGGCGGUUGUUACCACACCACUUCUUCGCCAUCAGAAGCAAGCAUUGUGGUUCAUGACGGAGAAAGAGGCCCCUCGGAAAUUCGGGCCCAAAGAGGAGGACAACAACUCCCUCUGGAGGGAAGAGUAUAGCGCCAAUGGAACUAAGAAGUACCGUGAAGUCAUUAGCGGCAUCGUUCUUGACCAGGAGCCACCGCAAAGUCUGGGCGGGCUGUUGGCCGAUAUGAUGGGUCUGGGAAAGACUCUAAGCAUUCUGUCUCUGGUGAUCUCCUCGCUCGCGCAGGCCCAGGAAUGGGCGCGCAUGAUUCCACAACCGGGACUGGUGAAGAGCCGGCCUGGGAUUCGAAACACUAAGACCACUCUUCUUGUGGCACCCCUCAGCACCGUUAACAAUUGGGUUUCGCAAGUCAAAGAACAUCUGCGAGAUGGCGCACUUACGUCGUAUGUUUUCCAUGGUUCAUCUCGAACUACGAGCGUGGAUGAAUUGUCUAAAUAUGAUUUGGUGAUCACGACGUAUAGUAUCGUUCUAAGUGAGCUUUCUGGCCGCGGCUCGAGGCGAGCAGGGUCAAGCCCGCUGACCAAAAUGAACAUGUUUCGCAUUGUUUUAGAUGAGGCCCAUACGAUUCGGGAGCAAAGCGCGGCCCAAACGCAGGCAAUUUUUCGGUUGAAUGCGCAGCGUCGUUGGUCAGUAACUGGCACGCCAAUUCAGAACCGGUUAGAUGAUUUGCUUUCGGUCACCAAAUUCCUAGGAAUCUAUCCGUAUGAUGAUAGGAGUCGAUUCAAUAUGCAUAUUCUAAGCCGGUUCAAGACAGGCGAUGCAACUGUUCUCGCAAGUCUGCGCGUCUUGGUAGACUCAUUUACGCUCCGCCGAGUCAAGGAUAAGAUCGAUCUGCCAGCGCGACACGACAAGAUUGUGAUGCUUGAAUUCAGUGAGUCAGAGGCACAGCUGCACGAGUUCUUCCGCAAGGAAUCAAACGUGAUGAUGCGGGUGAUUGCAGGAGAAGAUAAGAGCAAAAUGAAGGGUCGCAUGUACCACCACAUUUUGAAGGCCAUGAUGAUUCUCCGUCAGAUUAGCGCACACGGCAAGGAGCUUCUGGAUAGUGAUGAACGAGCGCGGAUUAAGGGCUUAAGCGUGCACGAUGCCAUCGACCUUGAAGAGGGACCUAGCGCUGACGCUGUCGCUACUGACAAGAAGGCGUACGAAAUGUUCACCCUAAUGCAAGAAUCAUCAGCCGAUAUGUGUGCCAUCUGCAGCAAACGUUUGGAGGAGCCAAAUCCAGACGCAAACGGUUCAUCCGUUCCUGGAAAAGUUGACAUUAUCGCCUUCAUACUGCCUUGUUUUGAUGUUCUCUGUCCAGAAUGCUUCUCCGGUAGGAAGCAGGUGUUCAACAACAGAGUCGGAGACCAGGAUUCUUUCGACGUCAAAUGUGAUGUUUGCGAAGGCUGGAUUUCAGCAUCGUACUCGGCGAUCACGGCCGCCGGUCUACAGGAUUACUUGAUGGAACAAGCGCGAGAAAAACAAACUCGAAAGCAAGCCAAAGUCUUAGGCGAGUACGAAGGUCCGCACACUAAAACCAAAGCACUAUUAUCGCAUCUCCUCGCGACGGCAGAAGAGAGCGCAAAGCUGCCCGAGGGCGAAGCCCCAAUUAAGAGCGUUGUCUUUUCUGCCUGGACCUCUCAUCUCGACCUAAUUGAAAUUGCGCUCCGAGACCAGGGAUUAACGGGAUACACCCGGCUCGACGGAACAAUGAGCUUACCAGCGCGCAACAAAGCGCUCGAUAACUUCCGCGAUGACAAUAAUACCACUAUUCUCCUCGCGACUAUCGGAGCUGGAGGGGUGGGCCUCAACCUCACCGCCGCGUCGCACGUUUACAUCAUGGAGCCGCAAUAUAACCCGGCGGCCGUGGCGCAGGCAAUCGACCGCGUGCACCGGCUCGGACAGACGCGCGAGGUCACGACUGUGCAAUUUAUCAUGAAGGACAGCAUUGAGGAGAAGAUCGCCGAGCUGGCGAAGAAGAAGCAGCAAUUGGCUGAUAUGAGUCUGAAUCGGGGAAAGCUGGAUAAGGCCGAGGUUCAGGAACAGCGAAUGAGGGAAUACCGCAGUUUGUUCAAAUGAUUUGUUUUCUUAUCCCAAAAGGGGUUAUGUCGCGCGGUUUCGGUUGGUCACGUUUGGUCCGGUUGAGUUUGGCUUCGUAAUAAUGAUACCCAAAUCUUCUGUUUUGUUGCCUAUUGUCAUUUCGAUUCCUAUUUUGUUAUUCCCCCAUCUCAUUGAUUGUUAAUGCAUCAAGGAUCAUGUUUUUAGAACAAAGAGAUGACGCAAGUCACGGACGGCAUCAUAGCUA
This is a messenger RNA of Aspergillus nidulans FGSC A4, 3739 nucleotides long. RefSeq lists its product as uncharacterized. NCBI's taxonomy places the organism in Eukaryota, Fungi, Ascomycota, Eurotiomycetes, Eurotiales, Aspergillaceae. The transcript is spliced from 2 exons. Gene Ontology annotation, molecular function: nucleotide binding; ATP binding; hydrolase activity. The record is from RefSeq and is a predicted model, not a curated record. Bases 1 to 3513 code for a protein of 1170 amino acids.